Nanorana parkeri is the source of this 962-nucleotide messenger RNA. Its product is annotated as proteasome assembly chaperone 1-like. Gene Ontology annotation, cellular component: endoplasmic reticulum. Bases 45 to 908 code for a protein of 287 amino acids. Lineage: Eukaryota; Metazoa; Chordata; Amphibia; Anura; Dicroglossidae. The record is from RefSeq and is a predicted model, not a curated record. Gene Ontology annotation, molecular function: proteasome binding. Gene Ontology annotation, biological process: proteasome core complex assembly. The transcript is spliced from 7 exons.
UGUCAUGCUGAUCAGGAAGCAGUUUCUUUCUGCAGACUGGAGGCAUGGCGACGUUUUUUGGGGAGGUUUUGUCUGUGUUCAGCCGGGCAGUGGAUGAUGAAGAUGAGGAGGAGGAGGAGGAAGAAGAAGAGGACAGAGAGAUCAGGAGGGAGCUGGAAAAGAAAAGGGAAGUGACUCUGACCUGGAGCCCUGAGGCCAGCGCAGCUAUUGAGAACUCUCCUGAACACAGACUCGGCUGCUCCAGUCUGAUUCUGGCUGUUGGUGACAAUGCUACAGGGUUUGUGUCUUCCCAUAUCCUGAUUUCCGGGAGUUGGGAGGUGUCUGGAUAUAUAACAUUAUGGAAUGAGAGGUGUCGGGAGCAGGCACCCAGAUCUGACAGUACACCCAGUACCCCAUCUUCCUGCAUUUUCUACCGCUGUAUCACAGACCCUACGGUGAUGCUGUGUCAGUGUUCCUGUUACGUGGCAGAGGACCAGCAGUUCCAGUGGUGUGAGAAGGUCCUUGGUUGUCUACAGAAGACCAAUUUAAAGGUGACUAUCCUGUCCACCUGCCCAGUGUCUGACUUUAAAACUCCAGAAUCCACGUACAACCUCCCAGUUCCCUUUCUGAAGGCACUCAAGACAAACCAUUACACAGAUGGUACUCCUUGCGGCCCUCUGGAGCAGCCGAAUAUUGUGGAUGGGCUCCCCGCUGCUGUGAUGAUGUACUGUCAGGUGUGGGGGAUUCCCGCCUUGUAUUAUCAGUGCUACACUGACAUCACCAAACUGGAUUCCAUCACCAUCGAGGCUUUCCGGCCAAUCCUGUCCUGUCAGAGCAUUAGUCUUCUGGCUGCGAAAUCCGAAAAAAUUGCAGAAACCCUGCAGAAGACGGUGAUAACUACGGAAGUUCAGAGCAACCUAUACAUAUAGCACUGUCUGCUGCUGUACAUCAUUGGCUACCAGUAACAUGAGGCAUGAUGGGAC